Molecule: messenger RNA, 642 nt
Organism: Cornus florida
Lineage: Eukaryota; Viridiplantae; Streptophyta; Magnoliopsida; Cornales; Cornaceae
Product: agamous-like MADS-box protein AGL62
Exons: 1
Coding region: 1-642 (213 amino acids)
Biological process (GO): positive regulation of transcription by RNA polymerase II
Molecular function (GO): RNA polymerase II cis-regulatory region sequence-specific DNA binding; DNA-binding transcription factor activity, RNA polymerase II-specific; protein dimerization activity
Source: RefSeq, a predicted model, not a curated record
AUGGAGAAACCACACCACAUGAGGAAGACAACCCAAGGCCGAAAGAAGAUUGAAAUCAAGAAAAUAGACCAAAUGAACAAUCGUCAAGUCACCUUCUCCAAACGCCGGGCCGGUCUCUUCAAGAAAGCCAGCGAGCUCUGCAUCUUAAGUGGUGGAGAGGCCGCCAUUAUCGUAUGCUCACCGGGUGGCCGCGUGUUCUCAUUCGGACACCAGAGUGUCGACGCCGUGGUCGAUAAGUUUGUCACUGGUUCUACAUCAUCAUCUUCUCCACCACCUAAUAAACUUAACGAGGAGUUGAAUAAGCGGUAUGUGGAAAUUUCAAAGGAAUUGGACGCAGAGAAGAAGAGAAGUUUGAUGAUUGAAGAAGAAGUGAAAGUGAGGGGCGUGGGCAACGGCCGUGGUGGGUUAUGGUGGAAUGACCCCAUUGAUGGGUUGAGUUUGGUGGAGCUUGAGCAGAAGUUGGUUUCGAUGGAAGAGUUGAAGAGGAAGUUGGACAUGAGAGCGGAUGCGAUGAUGAUGAAGUCUUCUACAAUGCCCUUGACGUCAAUGCUUGGGAUGAAUAAUCAAACUCAACCUGCUGCUGCAGACACCGGUUGUCCCAUGGCUAAUCUUGAUUUUGAUUUGCGAGGUGGUCCGUAUUAA